Stylophora pistillata is the source of this 2837-nucleotide messenger RNA. RefSeq lists its product as uncharacterized. Gene Ontology annotation, molecular function: DNA-binding transcription factor activity, RNA polymerase II-specific; RNA polymerase II cis-regulatory region sequence-specific DNA binding. The record is from RefSeq and is a predicted model, not a curated record. Gene Ontology annotation, biological process: regulation of transcription by RNA polymerase II. Gene Ontology annotation, cellular component: nucleus. NCBI's taxonomy places the organism in Eukaryota, Metazoa, Cnidaria, Anthozoa, Scleractinia, Pocilloporidae.
CUUUCCGACAAAGGAUCACGAGAUAUCAAACUUAUGUGAGUGUGGCAGUGGUAUUCUAAAGUUGAAAGUUUCCCUCCCUCAACACAUUACGUAAAUCCAUCGUUAACUGAAAGAAUUUAUUCGAUUGCUUGAGGAACUUUAGUCGAACAUACGAUCAUUAGAGGCGGACAAAGAGGUUCGAGAAAGCAACUUUGACAAACUUUAGUGAUUUACUCAAUCUUUACCUUCUGUUGAAAGAAUCAUGGUAGUUGGAAAAAAAUACCUCGAUGGCACAACAUUUGUGCAACUUGCUAUGGCCUUGUCUCUGAUGAGACCCGAACUUCAAGGAUUCGUCGGCCAGAACACAACUCCGCCGAUGCCUGUGAACAUUGGAUACCCACAGAAUUUCACUGGUGUUGUUCCGUACAAUCACGUUCCAAGCACCACCAACUUCAACUUCAACCUAGCACCUAAAGAAGCGAAUGUCCAGCAUCCCCUAAAUGAGUUUCUCGAUUGGCACACUAGUGGCAACAAUCAGUUUGAUACAGAUGCAGUUGCCAUGCUUUUCAACGGGGAAAGCCAUACCGCCCCAAGAGAGACAAGAGCCUCGUUUAGUACCGAGUUAGAGAGCGGUUACAGCUCCGAUGGCGGUCGUUCUCCUUCAGCUAUUUCUUCUGUCGGUGGCUCACCACAACACGAAGCCAGUUAUACAAACACACAGGCCCCUGAAGCAGACAACUUCGGUGCCGCUGGCUACACUCCGACCGAAGAAGACUAUUUGAAGUCUAUCGCGAUCGACUUCCAACUAGAAGAUUAUAUCGACCUCGACGCCAUCUAUGGGGAACCACCUCAGAAGAAAGCAGCGUUUUUGUCAGAAGAACUGCCCUAUACAAACAUUAAAACCGAGCCAUUGCCGAGCCCCGAUGACUCUUACAGAAAGUUCCCGAACUCUCCGCAAGAGUUUCACUCGCCCUCCGACCCCAAUCGAAAGAACCCUUUUGAGGAAACCUUCAACUUCGAGGAACAGUUCUUCAACGCGGACCCGUUUUCAAUUGAUUUUGCGCCAACAGAAGAAGAACUGCAAGAAGUGGGACCAAAUACAGACCCUGUGUUUGACCUGGACUCGUUUGCAGUCAAUCUAGAUGAACUUCCCCUCGAUAUAUUCGACCCGAAACCAGCGGGGCAACAAGCGGUCGAAAAUAAACAUGAUAGCCUGCUUCCUCUUGGUCAAGAACCGGUGCCAGUAUUUUCAGAGGCCACCGCCACGAGAGAUGACAGCGGAUUUCCUUCAACUGAAUCCCUGCUUCCUCAAACUACCAGAGACUGGCAGAGUCAUUCUUUUCCACCCUUAACCAGUGCAAACAUCAAACAAGAAAAACCUGAGAUUGUGAGUGUUCCAAGUGUGCCAUGCCCAGCAAGUACAUCUACCAGGUUUACACCUUCAACUGCUCCUAAGGAUUUUGGUGGGGCAUGCCCAGCUAUCGCAGCAGCAGGGGCAUCACGCUUCCCAGCAUCAGAAGAUGAAAUAGUUGACAUGAGUAUUAGUGAAUUCAGCAACUUUUUGGAAACACUUUCAGAGCCUGAUGCACAGAAGGCCAGGGACAUCCGUAGAAGAGGAAAGAACAAGGUUGCCGCCCGUUUGUGUCGUAAAAGAAAGAUUGAUGUUGUCAGUGACAUAGAAGAAGACAUUGAAAGUCUGAGAAAGAAGAAAGAGGAAAUCAUCAAACAAAGGCAAAAACUCUUAGCUGAAAAUGCUUAUUACAAGAAGAAAGUCAAUGAACUGCAGGACCACCUGUUUCAAAGUUUACGAGAUGAAAGUGGCCGUCCUCUUUCAUCAAAAGAAUAUACCAUUUUCCAAGGGGCUAAUGGUAGCAUCUUUGUAGGGAAAAAUAUAGACAGUGAAUCUAAGAAGAAGCAAAACAGCCACAGUAGUGACUAAGUACUAGUUAGAGUUUUGUUAGGUAAGAAUUUUGAAUAUAGUGUCAGGCCUUGCAGGUCAGAGAACUGAAGAUGCAGAUUUCAAAACAUCUUCUGAAGAGACAAUGUGAAAAUUGAGGAAUGGUUAAUAUUGCAGUAAGCUGCACAUUGGAACUGUAGGUAACUUGUCUUGGUGAUGCCUCAACUAGAACUCUGUAGCCAGUUGGUGUUUUAUUUCAAGAAUGCAAAGAAGUUUAGGUUUGUUGGUACCCUUAACAAUGUGUAGUAGGCAUGUGUGAAGUAUCAGGAUAUUAUUCCCAUCUGCUUCUGGUGUUUGAAAGACACAGCACCUCUGACCUCUUAGUUGCGAAAAGAGUUUCACUAAUAUUUUGGAAGCAACAUGUGCAAACUUAGAGUGUUUUAAGAGGUGAUGAAGAAAUUUUAUUUAUUUGGUUUAUAGACAUUUUCAAGUCUUAUUUUGUUCAGUGCGUUGAAACAAUCACCUUUUCAGAAUCCAUACGGAAAUGUCCACAUUAUGAUACUUUUAAGUUAGGCAACUUAAAAAUGUUUCAGUUUUUCAAUUAUUUCCAACAGAUUAGGGGGAAAAAAAAACUUACUUAUUAUGUCGGCUUAACAUCGUUCAUUAAUUUUUAAUUAUAUACACAACAUUCUCCCUUCGAAUAUUGUUGCUAGGAAUUUACUUUCUGUGAGAUCUUUCUUAUGUUAAGAACAAAAGGUUUUUUUUCGUACAGGUUGAAUAAUGUAAAUAUUGUAAAUAGUGUAUUAAAAUGUUUCUCAGACAUUCUUGUUUAGCUCCAAAGUUCCACAUUAGUAUAAAUAAAACACAAAUGUAAUUUUAUAAGUACUAUUACGUACCUUUCCACUGAUACUGGAGAAAAGAAUGACUUGAGAAAUGAUUAUUAAAAAAAAUUGGAACAGGA